GUAACUUGGCGAUGUUUUAUGGUUAUACAGCUGCCGAUCUCUGCUACCGUAUACGAGCUUAAGACUGAGCUUCAGAGUCUUCUCAAUAUUCAGCCGGAAACAUGUGAGAUUUCUGCUUCUGAUGUAACGUUGGCCGAUUCAGAUCUCAUAGCAGAAGUUGCUGGUCUAGGCAACAAGAAACAAAUUAAGCCGGUUGUGUCUUGCUAUGAAGGCAACAAUUUUGUGUGCUUGAUACUAUUUUCUCUCGAAGCCGAGGAUAUCGAUAAUUCGGUGUCAGACCCAAGUAUUGAAGUUGUGUCGCUCGAAGGAAGCGCAUCGUCCGUCAGUGAGCUAUCCUCAGGAUCCAGUAGCGAAUGCGUACAGCCAUCCACGAUUGAUUGCAAACGUGGUAUUAAACGAAAAGGCCAGGGACAUGGAAAACCCAUAGAGACUAAACGGUUGAAAAAGCUUCUCGAAUCCAGUGAGGAGCGUUUACAAAGCCCCUCGUAUGGAUGUAUGGAGGAGGCGCGGUAUGGGAGACUGCAAUAUUUAAUCCAGAGUAUGAGGCCGUCAGUCUUAUAAACUUCCUACACCUAACAGCGGCCAGAGUUACGUGGCCAAGUGUCGAAACUUGUUUGCAGCGAAUUUUCAAGCUCCUGGAACUGCAGAACUCUGAUAUUAAGACGGAGAAAUGGGCAGUCAUCAGCCGGUGAAAUUUUGAUGAGAACGUCACCGAAAUUUGCCUCAAUGAACAGGUUGAGAUCUGGAUGGAUGCCGAGAGUGCGAAACUCA
Drosophila willistoni is the source of this 771-nucleotide messenger RNA. RefSeq lists its product as uncharacterized. The record is from RefSeq and is a predicted model, not a curated record. NCBI's taxonomy places the organism in Eukaryota, Metazoa, Arthropoda, Insecta, Diptera, Drosophilidae. The transcript is spliced from 2 exons. Bases 19 to 561 code for a protein of 180 amino acids.